Chaetomium globosum CBS 148.51 is the source of this 993-nucleotide messenger RNA. RefSeq lists its product as uncharacterized. Gene Ontology annotation, biological process: exocytosis. Gene Ontology annotation, molecular function: guanyl-nucleotide exchange factor activity. Lineage: Eukaryota; Fungi; Ascomycota; Sordariomycetes; Sordariales; Chaetomiaceae. The record is from RefSeq and is a predicted model, not a curated record. The transcript has a single exon. Bases 1 to 993 code for a protein of 330 amino acids. Gene Ontology annotation, cellular component: Golgi to plasma membrane transport vesicle; cell tip.
AUGACCGUCGCUAGCCCCGGUACCUUGCGGGCUGCACCAACGCAGACCCCCUGCUGCCCUAACUGCGGCUUCGGUGCCGAUUUGCCGCCCUUCGAAGAGACCCAAACCGCCCUUCUCGAUGCCCAGAAGCAUAUAUCCGACUUGCAAGCCCAAGUUCGCCUGCUCAACCAAAAGGCCUCGGCCGCCGUCGACCGCUGGGCUGACUACGAAGACGAACUCGCCAAACUCCGAGCCCAACUCGACGCCCGCCCACAGACACCCACCUCCGCGUCAGCAGCAACAGCGGCCCAACACCAACAGACACAAAAACAAACCUCCCUCCCGACACCGCCCAGUUCAGCAGCCGGCCUGCCAUCCCCCUCCCCAUCUCGAGCCUCCUUCCUGACCACCAGCGCCGCAACUCGCAUCUCCGCCCUGCUCACCCGCAAAUCUCCCCCCGCACCAGUCGCAGCAACACCAGCACCAACACCAGCACCAACACUCCCCCCCACCCUCCGACCACUCACCAACAUCCCCCAACAAAAACCCUCCGCACCAAGCCCCAUCCCGUCCCUCCCCUCCUCCGCCUCCUACCCCCCACACCACCACCACCACCACCACCCCAACACACCCCCCUCCCUCCCGCCCUCCGCCCAACUCACCCCCUCCGACCUGCUCUCCGCCCUCUCGCGCGAGCAGGCCCUCCGCGCGGAAGCGGAAGGCCGGCUCAGCGAGACGAGCCGCGAGGUGGAGGAGCUCAGCGCUAGCCUGUUCGAGCAGGCCAACGAGAUGGUGGCGGCGGAGCGGCGGGCGCGGGCGCGGCUGGAGCAGCGGGUCGGGGAGCUGGAGCGGCGGGAGGGGGAUAAGAGGAGGAGGCUGGAGAGGUUGGAGAGGGCGGUGGGGCGGAUUGAGAGGGUGAGGGGGGUGUUGGGGGAGUUGGAGGGUUUGGAGGGGGUGGUGGGUGAUGGUGGUGGGAAUGGCGGUGGGAUGGGGAGUAACGAUGGGGGGAGGUGA